Salvelinus fontinalis (brook trout) is the source of this 4304-nucleotide messenger RNA. RefSeq names its product alpha-1,3-mannosyl-glycoprotein 4-beta-N-acetylglucosaminyltransferase C-like. The coding region runs from base 274 to 1632 and encodes 452 amino acids. Gene Ontology annotation, biological process: protein N-linked glycosylation. The record is from RefSeq and is a predicted model, not a curated record. Gene Ontology annotation, molecular function: acetylglucosaminyltransferase activity. Lineage: Eukaryota; Metazoa; Chordata; Actinopteri; Salmoniformes; Salmonidae. The transcript has 6 exons.
GAAGUACCUGGAGAUAUGAACCACUACCAUUUAUCUUGCGAAGGGACCGACUGACGAACAGCAGCACCGGCGCUCAUACCGCCGUCGGAGGAGAGAGUAGAUUGAUGCAGCUGAUAGAACGCAAAAAAAGAACCGAAAGUUUAAAAAAAAUUCUAUAUUUUGAUCUUCACAACCGUGUGUAUAAAACACGUGAGUUUCGGUGUAGUGGCCUGAUGUGACAGCGGAGCUCCGUUCAGUAAUUGAAAGACGUCACGCACACCGGCGACAGGGGCGAUGCGGUGGACCUAUAAGAAGAGCGUUACCACGGGAACAGUGUUCCUCCUCCUCGCCGUCCUUUACUUCAGUCUCCCUCUGGACCUCAGGAGCGCCUGGGUGGAGGAGUGGCAGGUCCGGACUUUCUCCAGCGAUGCAUCGUGGGUAGACAAGGGAGGGUACCUGCCGCUGAACGUCUCCUAUCAACUACUGGCAGGAACACCUCCUACUGAAAAGAAGUACCUGACCAUUGGGCUGUGCUCGGUGAGUCGUCCUAAAGGCAGCUAUCUGAUCUCCACCUUGUCCUCCAUCUUCUCCCGCUCCUCCCCGGCAGAGCUAAACUCCAUGUUGGUGGUGGUACUGCUGACAGACUUCAAUGCCCAAUGGAGAGCGACCACGCUGGGGGAGAUUACAGCUAACUUCCCCUCCCAGCUGAAGGCAGACCAGCUACUGGUGGUACAUGUCCCCAAGCAGUACUACCCACCAAUGACAGGCCUGAAAAGGAACUUUAACGACAAGGCUGACCGUGUGAGGUUCCGCUCCAAACAGAACGUUGACUACAGCUUCCUGCUUCAGUUCUGCACUGGGCGUAGCCUGCUCUACCUGCAGCUGGAGGACGACGUCUCCUGCUCGCAUCACUUCCUGUCCGCCAUCAGGAGGCGUGUCCAGCAAAUGGAAGUGCCCUGGGCCACGUUAGAGUUCUCAGCGCUGGGUUACAUUGGGAAGCUGUACCACUCAGAACACCUCCCCCUCCUCUCACGCUUCCUCUUCCUGUUCUACCAGGAAAUGCCCUGCGACUUCCUGUUCAGUCACUUCCGGGUGCUUUUGACGCAGAGCGAGGUGAUCCGCUUCACACCAUCACUGUUUCAACACACAGGCUCAUACUCGUCCUACCUGGGAACCUUCAACAAGCUGAAGGAUGACGACUACGAGGAUCUCUACACCAACCCUGCUGCAGACGUCUAUAGUGACAUACCAGUCUAUAUGGACCAUGUGCCGGCCAUGGCCUGGUCUCCUGGUACUGGAACCUUCUUCUGGGGGCGGAGUCCUUCUUCAGGGAACCACCUAACCGUCACCUUCAAACAUCCUGUUGUGGUUACCACCAUCACCGUGGUGACUGGUUCAGCAGAGGGUCGCGAUCGGUUGGCAUCUGCGACCGUAGAACUGGGUCUCCACCCGGUAACCGAGAAGACUGGGUCGGGGACAACGUGCCAAGAGUUCUAUAGCGUUGGGGAUCUGCAGGGAGGGAGGAUGGACAUGACGGACGUACACAAGAAGAGAUUUGGACACGCCUCUUCCUGUCUGAAGAUAAGAGUCACAGCCAAGCAGAAUGACUGGGUUAUCAUCAAGAAGAUCAGGAUUACUACAAAGGAGGACUGAACAGACACACACACUGAAUGUAGCUAAGGUGAUUUGGUCUGACCCUGUUGUAACGAGUCUAGCGACAGACCGGGGUUCAGAUCCCGCCAGUUACACACACACACACCCUGAACACACCCUGAACACACACACACACACUCUGAACACACGCACAAACCUUGUCUCUGGUUUUCAAGCUAAUUUAAAUCAGGACUGAGACUAGAACACUCAAUAAGUGGUCAGAUGACACGGAUGCUACGCUACAGGACUGUUUUGCUAAAGUGAUGCCUUGGAACUGGGAAACAGAUACCGGGUAGAACUGGGAAACAGAUCCCGGGUAGAACUGGGAAACAGAUCCCGGGUAGAACUGGGAAACAGAUCCCGGGUAGAACUGGGAAACAGAUCCCGGGUAGAACUGGGAAACAGAUCCCGGGUAGAACUGGGAAACAGAUCCCGGGUGGAACUGGGAAACAGAUACCGGGUAGAACUGGGAAACAGAUCCCGGCUAGCUCUACAACGAGACAGCCCUACAACGAAACAGCUCUACAACGAAACAGCUCUACAACGAAACAGCCCUACGACGAAACAGCCCUACGACGAGACAGCUCUACAACAAGACAGCUCUACAACGAAACAGCUCUACAACAAAACAGCCCUACAAUGAGACAGCCCUACAACGAAACAGCUCUACAACGAGACAGCCCUACAACGAGACAGCUCUACAACGAAACAGCCCUACAACGAAACAGCCCUACAACGAAACAGCCCUACAACGAAACAGCCCUACAACGAAACAGCUCUACAACGAGACAGCCCUACAACGAAACAGCCCUACAACGAAACAGCCCUACAACGAGACAGCCCUACAACGAGACAGCCCUACAACGAAACAGCCCUACAACGAAACAGCCCUACAACGAAACAGCCCUACAACGAAACAGCCCUACAACGAAACAGCCCUACAACGAGACAGCCCUACAACGAGACAGCCCUACAACGAAACAGCCCUACAACGAAACAGCCCUACAACGAGACAGCUCUACAACGAAACAGCCCUACAACGAAACAGCCCUACAACGAAACAGCCCUACAACGAAACAGCUCUACAACGAAACAGCCCUACAACGAGACAGCCCUACAACGAAACAGCCCUACAACGAGACACAAACAACUUUCUAGGAGGAAGAUAACUCAAGAGAGACGCAACUUAAAAACAUUUACCGAGCAGCAGUCCAUGUCGGGUCAAAUAAUAUUAAAAUACAGCAAUCUUGAGCAACUUAAAACAGGACUUUAAAUCACUGAUUCAUACUCUACUUCCAUCAGGUAAACAAUGCAUUAAUUCACGUCCACUCCCGUCACCAGGCUCUACGGAUAAUCAUUUCAGUCGUAUACGCCAGCUACACAUCUGGUUUAAAGGUUAUCGUUGUAAGAUAAGCAUACAAUAUGUGGACAAUUUUACAGCUUUUCUACAUCGACCAAAUGUAUUUCUCCGAGAUGGACUACAUCUGAAUAGGUAUGGUACAAGCAUUCUCUCCUCAAACCCGGCUCUCACUAUCACCUCUGACUGGAGAAGUGACAAUAUAUAGUCAUGGUGGUCGAUACCCCAUCAGACUAUACUCACUGCUCCCCUCCCAGCUUUAAAUAUCUCUACAGGUGCUGAUGAAACUUUUGAUGGACUUUAUGUUAUUGUUACUGUCAAGGUACUGUGUUUCCACUUCCUCGUACAGGCAGAGGGGUAUUGUUAGACGCGAUCCCGUCUCCAUCCUCCUCAGGCCUGUCAGCAGCUACACCAGGAAGCAUCAUUCAUUUAAUAUUACCUUGAAUGUUCCAUCUGUUAUGAGCUCUCGAAACAGUGCCUGUCCACUCUGCCUGUCCUGACCCUGUACCUGACUGUCCACUCUGCCUGUCCUGACCCUGUACCCUCCUGACCACUCUGCCUGUCCUGACCCUGUACCUGACUGACCACUCUGCCUGACCACUCUGCCUGUACACUCUGCCUGUCCUGACCCUGUACCUGACUGUCCACUCUGCCUGUCCUGACCCUGUACCCUCCCUCCUGACCACUCUGCCUGUCCUGACCCUGUACCCUCCUGACCACUCUGCCUGUCCUGACCCUGUACCCUCCUGACCACUCUGCCUGUCCUGACCCUGUACCCUCCUGACCACUCUGCCUGACCACUCUGCCUGACCACUCUGCCUGUCCUGACCCUGUACCCUCCUGACCACUCUGCCUGACCACUCUGCCUGACCACUCUGCCUGACCACUCUGCCUGUCCUGACCCUGUACCCUCCUGACCACUCUGCCUGUCCUGACCCUGUACCCUCCUGACCACUCUGCCUGUCCUGACCCUGUACCCUCCUGACCACUCUGCCUGUCCUGACCCUGUACCUGACUGACCACUCUGCCUGACCACUCUGCCUGACCACUCUGCCUGUACACUCUGCCUGUCCUGACCCUGUACCUGACUGUCCACUCUGCCUGUCCUGACCCUGUACCCUCCUGACCACUCUGCCUGUCCUGACCCUGUACCCUCCUGACCACUCUGCCUGACCACUCUUUCUGACCACUCUGCCUGACCUGACUCUGAGCCUGCCUGCCGUCCUGUACCUUUGCUCCUACUCAGGAUUAUCGACCACUGCCUGCCUUGACCUGUCGUUUGCCUGCCUCUGUUACAAUAAACAUUGUUACUUUA